UGACGUUUCAGUGAGCGGAGUCCUUAUGUACCUACAACAGCCGUCACAUGAACGGCCCUCUACUGCUCUACACUGCUAUGAUGCGAUCUCAUUUCCAUGUCCUUUUGCUGAUCUUUCUCGUAAAAGCAGGUACAUGUGCCUUUACAUUCCCUUUGACUGGAACUGAGGUUGUUGCGGAGGGAUCAACAUUUUACAAAACAGUCAUUAAAACCUCUCAGUUGAAAAAGGAUGAUCAAGUCUUCGUCCGUUGUUACAGAAGCUUCAGUGAGCCCAAGUUAUGUGCGCAGUACUUCUGCGAUAAUGGGAAAUGUGACAACGACCCAACAACUGUGGGGCAUUUCCGAGUAGAAUUAGAUUCUUUAGUUCUGGUCAUACCCAAAGUAAACAUCACUAACUCCGGCCUGUACAGUGUCAUCCUUAAUGGAUAUAGGACUUUAUUGAAUUUCACUCUUUCUGUUGAAGGCCAGACUUCUGCAAUGCCUGAUUCCACAAAUGCAGCGCAAGAGAUGCCGAACAAGUCAACACGGGGAAGAUUCUUUGUAUACAUUGCAGUUGCAGUCAUAUUCGUGGUGGUUCUUAUUGGUCUCAUCUGCUGGAAGAGAAGCAAAUGUCUGGAAGAUUCAGAUCCAAAACAGAAUGGCCUGCUGGACCGGUGUACGAGUCCUGAUCAACACAUGAGCCAAAAGUGUCAUACAAGCACCACAAUAUGACGUUCUUGGUGUAGCAGUUGUUUCUCAUCUCACAUUUGUUUUUAUGACACUAUCGGUUAAGUUUUGCUUUAAGGUUUAGGGUAGGGAAGUCGUUUUUGAUGAUUUAAAAUGCUUGAUAGAGCAUUAACCUUAAGUCUUAUCUGUUUGGGAGAACAUUUCAAUAACAGUGAACAUUUCACCGUGGAACUGCCGUGAUAUGUGUUAGGAACCACCUUUUAUCAUUUUGCAAAAAUGUCCCCUCAAUCACAUAAUUUUCAUGAGAUCAGGCUGGAAAGUGACACAUUAAACUAGCGUAGGAGAAAGUUAGUUUACCAUCCAAUUUCAUUAAUUUCCUCCACAAGGUGGACUGACCAAGUCCCCACUGAGUUUCAGACCCUCUUCCUAAAUGAGUAUGAUGAAUAUGUAUGGAGAGAUUUUACCCCUGUCACACUAGGGAGAAUUCAUACCUUUACUUUGCCCAACUAGUCCAUAUUUAAGCUAAUGCAAUGUUGUCAGAGAGAGAGGACCACAUGUCACAUACUCUUUCAUUGAAUGUUUGCAAAGGGAUCGUGGUGAGUAGUAGUUAUUUAAGGAUGUGCUUUGUGAUCACAAACCUUGAGGCCCAGGUAUACUUCAUUUUUGUGUGUUCUGAACCGACUCGUGCCUGGUCAACUGCGUUGCCUUUGUAUGAUCUUCUGACUGUGAGCAAAUACGAAUGUGUUAGACGCAUGCCCACUACAACUUCUUUGUGAUACUCUUUUAGUACAGUCAGUAGAAGAUAAUUAGACGUCUCAUUUAGGCCAGUAGGGGAGAGUCAACACUCCUCAACAAAUAAUAUAGUGCCAUAUAUAUAUAUAUAUAUAUAUAUAUAUAUACUCUCAGAUCAUAAGCGCUUUACCUAUGUUUCUAUCUUUCUGUUUUGCACAUCUAGGCCUAUACUUUAACGUAUGCUCAGCACUUUCAUGUGCUUUUGUAUUUCAUGGAUCGCUGCUAUUUGGCACUUUUUUUGUUAGGAAGUCCUGUAGCCCCUUCUAGAGUUGUAAAUUUCCACUAAAUCUGAUAAACUGGAGUGCUUUAAGAAUAAUUGCACUGAACAAAUUUUCCACAAGAAUGUAUGCUCAGUUUAUUGAACAAAAUGAAUUGCAGAUUUGACACUUAACCAUCAGUUUUAUUUAUUUAUUUUUUUACGUUUUCCAGAGUCCCCUAUGAUGUAAGUUUAAAAAUAACUUGAUGAAGCUUUAACCCUCUGUUUACCUCAAAGUAGGCAUUUAUAUUUCAGAAAGGUGAUCAUUUAUUUAUAUGUAUUUAUAUGUGUUUAUUCAUUGUGUUGAUAACUAGCUGACGUAUAAGUGUUCUUUUGGAUGAUGCUUUUUGUAUUACGCUGCCUUAAAAUGUAUUUCUUAAUCCUAACUCUACCACUAACAUUACUUCAAUGAAACGGCUGCUUUUAUUUUUGCUUUCUUGAUGUUUUUUGUUGGAGUCUGGUUAUACAGUUGCCAUUAAGUAUUUUCAGUUUGUAGCAGUCAUUAACAUUUUUGGUAUUAUUUUCAUGAAGUUUGUUGUAACUGGAUUUCAGUUUUUUGUAUUCACCUUAAGCUCAACUUGUUCCAUGUGUGCUCACGUAUUUGUUUUCUUCUUUUUCUGUCAUUGCUUAUUAUAGAUUAUUUGUAUUUUUGUCUCUGCUUUAUAAUUCUUGAUACUUUUGUCAUAGUAGUACACCAUCACAAUGUUAAGCUCAAAGUGUGAAGCAAUAACUGACAAAGAAAUAUGCACAUGUAGUGUUAUUUACAAACCAGUUGUCAGAGUUUGUAACCCUGGACAAUCUUUAGAACCAUUUUUAAAGUCUUACAGUACGUCAGAUCAUCCAGUCCUCAAAAACAUGUUGUUACAUGUAAACAGACACAGUGAUAUCAUCUCUUUGAAUAGACUCAAAGUGAUGUUUAUUUUAUUUAUUUAUUUUUCGAAGAAAUGGCAUUUUGGGCCAAAUGUGACCAAAUAAUCUUUUCAUACAAUUCAUUUCUGAAAGAAUCAAAUGUGAAUCGACUUGUAAACUUGAAUUGUCUGUAUUUAUUUUUUUCAUGUAAAAAGAAAAAGAACAAAAUAAACAUGUACACUUGCA
This is a messenger RNA of Myxocyprinus asiaticus (Chinese sucker), 2808 nucleotides long. RefSeq lists its product as uncharacterized. The transcript is spliced from 5 exons. The coding region runs from base 48 to 710 and encodes 220 amino acids. Lineage: Eukaryota; Metazoa; Chordata; Actinopteri; Cypriniformes; Catostomidae. The record is from RefSeq and is a predicted model, not a curated record.